Molecule: messenger RNA, 755 nt
Organism: Symsagittifera roscoffensis
Lineage: Eukaryota; Metazoa; Xenacoelomorpha; Acoela; Convolutidae
Exons: 4
Coding region: 1-675 (224 amino acids)
Source: RefSeq, a predicted model, not a curated record
AUGAUUGAUCACGUGAUCACUCGAGGAAAAGAGAGCAGAAGUCGAGAAUCGAACCCUGGAACAUUAGAAUUGGAAGCAAUGCGAGAAAAUGAGACGGAUAACAAGGAAAGUAACCCAGAAAAGGAAAACGAAUGUAAACUGAUUCAGAAUGACUGGCAUUCUCUGGCGAAGCUGAUUGACAAGGCAAUGAGUCACGAUAGAAACUGCACUCGUCCUCUGUAUGGAGGAGAACAUUGCACCGGCCAUCAGAGCGAAACCUUCGAGAAGGGUCCCGAGUAUCUGACAGAAGAAGCGUGGGACCCACCUCAAGCACGCGCAAUUUGCGGACAGCGCGGAAUGACGGUGUUCACGGCGUUUCACUGGCUCUACGAGAACCGGAUGCCUCAUUGGCAGGGUACAAUCAUCUGGACGGGGAUGGAGCAGUUCGGAGGGGGUGAUGCAAAGGAUCCAACAGGCAGUCAGCAUGUGUCGCCCAACUGUAGGGCAUUGUGGGCAGCACAAGAGCCCAGCAACUACUUCGAAACGGAUGUAGUGCUGAGGCUGAGCAGUGAUGAUAGCAGAGGACUGCUGGACUUUGGCAUCAAAUUCUCCCCCCUCAAAGUGGUGUGUGACAAGUGGAGCCUGGAAACUGCCUCCGUACAAACUUGUGACCACCCCUACUUCUCCCUCGUGUAGCAGUCAAAACGAAUGACACCUGCCCGAUGGCCAACUGCGAACUUUUUUAUAUAUCCAUGUUAUUUAUGAAGCAUGUUGUA